GCGCCCUGACGAUUGCAGGGCUAUCCCAAGGAGCAAACGGGGCCGGGCAGGGCUCGGGGGUGCCCGCAGAGCCCCGGACCGGGCCGGGCACAUUCCAGGGCCGCGGGAGGAGCCGCUGGAACGGGAAUUGCCCAACGCGUCCGGGCUGACUCAGCCCGGGCGGGGCUCCCCGACUUUCCCCGGGCUUUCUUUUUCCCGAUCCCACAAACUCCGAACCGGAGCGGAGCCGCCGCCUGUCCCAGCCAUGCCCACGGAGACGGAGCGCUGCAUCGAGUCGCUGCUGGCCGUGUUCCAGCGCUACGCCGGGCGCGAGGGCGACGCCUGCACGCUCUCCAAGCGGGAAUUCCGCGCCUUCAUGGACACCGAGCUGGCCGCCUUCACCAAGAACCAGAAGGACCCGGGCGUGGUGGACAGGAUGAUGAAGAAGCUGGACAUGAACAGCGAUGGGCAGCUGGACUUCCAGGAGUUCCUGAACCUCAUCGGGGGCAUCGCCGUGGCCUGCCACGACUCCCUGGUGCUCAAGGCCCCCAAACCCUGAAUCCAGAGGCUCCGGCUCCCCCCAGAAUUCCCUAUGGAAUGCUGGAAAUGAUGGAAUGCUCGCAUUCCCUUUUUUUUCACCCCUUGCUUUUUUAUGGAUAAAUAAAAGGUUGAAGACCCCGA
Molecule: messenger RNA, 660 nt
Organism: Zonotrichia leucophrys gambelii
Lineage: Eukaryota; Metazoa; Chordata; Aves; Passeriformes; Passerellidae
Gene: S100A11
Product: S100 calcium binding protein A11
Exons: 3
Coding region: 245-538 (97 amino acids)
Biological process (GO): regulation of cell population proliferation
Cellular component (GO): cytoplasm
Molecular function (GO): S100 protein binding; calcium-dependent protein binding; calcium ion binding
Source: RefSeq, a predicted model, not a curated record